Bactrocera tryoni is the source of this 1004-nucleotide messenger RNA. RefSeq lists its product as uncharacterized. The transcript is spliced from 5 exons. Bases 115 to 936 code for a protein of 273 amino acids. The record is from RefSeq and is a predicted model, not a curated record. NCBI's taxonomy places the organism in Eukaryota, Metazoa, Arthropoda, Insecta, Diptera, Tephritidae.
UUAAAUUGCUACCUUAAAAUUAUGCUACUGUAAGGAUUUCGAUUCUAGAAUAUGUUCGAAAUAAUAGAAAUGCGAUUCCUGGCUUGUGUGUGUACGAUGUUUUAAAAUUAAGCAAUGAAUCGCUUUACGAAAGUAUUUGGUAAUAAAAAAUGCAAUAUAAUUGCGAUGGUACACGUUGAUGCUUUGCCAGGUACACCCGGAUACAAAGGAAAUUGGACGCAAAUUGUGAAGAAAGCUAAAAUGGAAGCAAGUAUUUACGUCAAACAUAAAGUGGAUGCCAUCUUAAUAGAAAAUAUGCAUGAUGUACCUUAUAUACAAAAUCGGCUUUUAGGCCCAGAAACCGUUGCUUGUCUAUCGAGAAUAUCAAACGAAAUUCGUCAAAUAGUUCCAUCCGCUCUACCUUGUGGACUUCAAAUACUGGCUUGCGGCAACAAACAAGCGUUAGCCGUCGCAAAAGCAUGUGAUUUACAAUUCAUUCGCGCAGAAGGCUUUGUAUUUGCACAUGUGGCAGAUGAAGGUUAUACAGAUGCUUGCGCUGGGGAGAUAUUGCGCUAUAGAAAGUAUAUUGAUGCUGAAAAUGUUCUGAUCUUCACCGAUUUAAAAAAGAAACACAGUUCCCAUGCCAUUACACAUGAUGUCACAUUAUUAGAGACCGCGAAAGCAGCAGAGUUUUUUUUAACGGAUGGUGUAGUGAUAACAGGCAAAUCAACAGGUUGUGCGGCUAAUAUGGAAGAUGUGGAUGAGGUAGCGGGUAACAUUAGUACUCCCUUGAUAAUAGGCUCUGGGGUGACAAAUACAAAUUUAAGGCAAUAUUAUGAAAGGGCCCAGGCAGUCAUUGUUGGUUCCUCUUUUAAGCUCAAUGGCUUCUGGGCGAAUAGUCUAUGUGAAAAAUCUAUUAAUAAGUUUAUGGAGGAAAUAGAAAAAUUAAGAAAUUAAUUAAGACCAUGAAUUAAAAUACCUCUGUUUAGUGAGAGGUUGUUGACAUGGCACAAUCAAAUCUUUUG